Messenger RNA from Mytilus trossulus (common blue mussel), 3491 nucleotides. RefSeq lists its product as uncharacterized. The transcript has a single exon. The record is from RefSeq and is a predicted model, not a curated record. Lineage: Eukaryota; Metazoa; Mollusca; Bivalvia; Mytilida; Mytilidae. Bases 142 to 2520 code for a protein of 792 amino acids.
UGUUUUGUUUACUUCCUUGUUGGUUUUCCCCACAAGUCAAUUAGUGUUUCUUCAAGUAAUAAGACAACUUAUGUCAUCGGAAAUAGUAGGUUACUAAGUUGUCCGCUAUGUUGUGUGAUUUCAUAGAUUAAUUAACGUAAAAUGAAUCUCUACCUACAGCAUGGUAAGAAAUUAUCUAUAAUAUCUGGCAUUCAUCUGAAGGAUUUCAACACACCAGCAGUCGAGCGAAUAGAAAUUGACCACACUGUUGAACCAGCCAUUUGGUUUAAAACUUUGAUAAUUAACUCAGUUUUAAUUGAGUGUGAUGUAAGAAACGUAUAUUGGAGAGAAAAAUGUAAGCAUGGUGAACCCGAAACGACAUUUGACACUGAAUCUACUCGAGUUGUUCCCCGUAUGACACGGGCAGUUUAUGAUGAGGGGGAUUGUGAGGACUUUGAACUUUUUGACUCAGUUGUUAAACUUUUGAAUAAGAUAGAAAGUAAAUCGCUGAGUGAAGGACAACGAGCACAAGAAAUCUUGAGAAUUUUACACCUAUACGUUUUGCCAGAAAUUGUAUUGAAACUCCAAGAUGUUACUCUUUUACAAGAUGCUUUAGAAAAUGUUGAACAUAGCAUAGGAAUUAUUUCUGAAGAUAUACAAAGAAAAGACCGCGGAAUUUGUUUAACGGAAAAUUCGCUUCGAACACAACGGGAUAAGUUAUUUAGUUUAGAUAAUUUCGAAAGUGAAAAAUAUUUAAUUACUUGCAAUGAUAACUUCCUGCGUGAAGUUCUAGUUGAUGUUGAAAAAGAUAUCGAAUCAAUGAAUUAUGAACUGGAGUCUCGACAGGCUGAAGUCGAAAGAAUUCGGGAUGCUGUUACAGAUGAAGGAAAAGAAAACCUUAAAAAAAUUCGGAAUGUAAGGGAUGACAUUUUCAAUUCUAUACAGAAAUAUCAAAGUGUUAGAGAGACAAUAAAAAACGUGACAGUGCGAGAAAAUCGGUCAAAAAGACGUAGUAAGGUUAAACCGAAUGUCUUUCAUGAAAUAUACUUGGAACUCAAAGGUAGACUUCUGAAAGAAAAAAAGAUUGUUAAAAACUGUUGCGAUCAGAAGUUGAAGAUUGCGUCAGUCCGAGAGGCAAUAGCGCAGGUCCGUGACGAACUGUUACAGAGAGGUGAAAGCUAUGGUUUUGAAACAUCGCGAGACGGUCCAGGAACUUCAACUGAUGUCCUUGAAACUAGCGACGAAAAGCCAUCAAAAUGGCAAACUGUGGAAGACAAAGUAAAAGGCAUUCUUUUUGAUGGGUCUUCUGGUCCUGCAUUGGCAUUCAAAGCUUUCUGUGAUUCUGUUACAACUAAAAUAACAGCUUUUAGGAAGGAAAACGAAUUAUUUCUUAAUUCUCGCGAUCCCGAUGAGACUAGCAUUAAGGGUAAUGGCGAAGACAAUGACGAAUUUGUAAACAUUUCAUAUUUGGACAGUAUUGCCAUUCAACAUAGUCAGACUUUAGACAACAGAAUCUCGAGCGGAUACCGACCAUUCACAAAUGCUAUCAAAGAAGAUAUACUGAAACAUAUCGAGGAACAGAGUCAAUGGUUGAUGACAUCAAUAGACAUAGACUCAUACAUGGAGAAAGGGAAAAUACUCAAUGUAGAACUUCCGCAUAAAGUUUGGAUUUGUUAUGAAGUGCAACUUUACGGUCAAAUAAUGAACCCUUUGGCACAGCUUUAUUAUGACUCUUACAGUGAUGUCGCAAAUAAACUUUAUGAAUUCCUGUUGAAAAAGAGUUUACUAGAACUGGGUAUAGAUGAGUCGUGGUUAAACGAGGAGUGUAUUGGAAGCCAAACGGGACAAUUUGAAUCAAUAAGUGAAACAUGCAGCAGCGCAGUUGCAAAAAAGUGUGCUUCACUCAAGUCUGGAUUAAGCAUAACACUUGGGCGUAUGACUCUUGAUGAGUUGUAUCAGUCCGCGAAAAAUGACUGUCAGGACAUUCCUUCGUUUAUAGAUUGUCCCCUUGAUGAUGAAAGCAAUAGUGAUGUGUUUUAUGACCAAGAAGAGAGUAAAAGCAACCGAUCAAGUUUAUCUGAAAAUGGACUAGAAAAAAGCUCGGACAUUAACGAGAACAAUAGGGCAAGUUUGUACGCGAAAGUUUCCGGUGAAGAACCAACUAUCAACGAGGUGCUACAGCCAGCUGGUAAAGAGCUUGACCACUGCGUCGAGACAGCCGCUGUCGUGGAAAAACUAAAAUGCAUGACCAGAGCGUAUAGACUGGUCAACAGAAAAGUUACUAAAUUAAAGUCUAGAAAUCGUCGUUCUUCUAUAGAAGGUAUGGUUUGUUGUGACGAGAUCCUAUCUGCUUCCAUAGUUUUACUCACAAUAUUGAAAAAGGAGAACUUUGUCCAGCUCUAUUCACACUUAAAUCUUAUGAUAGACUUAAUGCCAUCUUUCUUGACCGGAAGUGUUCAUGACUGUUCCUUAACAAACUUUUACAGUUCUUUCCAAUACUUAUCCGAUAAGAUGGUGUCUAUAAAUCGGGUCAGUAGAUAAGUGAUAUAUAAGUGACCGGUAUUUAAUACGGGAAAUGACAUACAUUCAAUGAUUUUAAAGCGUUUUGUUUGAUUUUAAGACAUACAUUGUCAUGAUUGUGUAGUUAUCCGCACGUGUACAAUAGAAAUCACAUUUUAUGGUUGUAACUAUCUUUUCAGUUUUAUAGUAAAAUAAGAUAUCGGUGCAAUCAUUAGUUUGAACUUGUUGAACGAAUUGUACUUGUACAUUUUAAUUUGUGUCUUAAGUUUUAUUCCUACAACUGUAUGUUAAUUUUAGUAUUGCUUGCUUUUAAGAGAUUUUUAACCUUUUAAUCGGCUGUAUGAAGGAUUGUCUGAAUUAUUAAGUCUUUCAUUUUAUUCCUAUGUUAAUUUUAGUAUUGCUUGCUUAAAAAGAGAUUUUGAACCUUUCAAUCUGUGGAAGGGUUGUCUGAAUUUUGAGUCUCCCGUUUUAUUCCUAUGUUAAUUUUAGUAUUGCUUGCUUAAAAAGAGAUUUUGAACCUUUCAAUCUGUGGAAGGGUUGUCUGAAUUACUGAGUCUCCCGUUUUAUUCCUAUGUUAAUUUUAGUAUUGCUUGCUUAAAAAGGGAUUUUUAACCUUUCAAUUUGCUGAGUGGAAGGAUUAUUUGAAUUAUUGAGUCUCCCGUUUUAUUCCUAUGUUAAUUUUAGUAUUGCUUGCUUAAAAAGGGAUUUUUAACCUUUCAAUUUGCUGAGUGGAAGGAUUUUUUGAAUUAUUGAGUCUCCCGUUGUAUUCCUAUGUUAAUUUUAGUAUUGCUUGCUUAAAAAGAGAUUAUUAACCUUUCAAUCUGCUGUAUGAAGGAUUGUCUGAAUUAUUGAGUCUUUCAUUUUAUUGAUAUGUUAAUUUUCAGAAUUGCUUGCUUUAUACUAUUUCUUUUAACAUUCCAAUCUGCUAAUUGAAGUAUUGUCUGAAUUACAAUUGUUUUAAAUAUGUAGAAAAUAUAUUUAUUUUUAUAGUA